CGUAGAUUAUUAAUUCUUUAAGCAAUUCCAAUUAUAGGUAAUAAUAGGGGGAGGGGUGGUAAAUCGGCUCCGGGGGAGGGGGUGAGAGAGUUCUAGCUACAAUAUUCAGAUAUCAGCUUUUUGCCUCAUUAAGGAGGUAAAACAUCUGACCGCGUCUUGACAGAGUUAUGUUCAUGCCAUACCGCAAGCGACCGGCGUAAUACAGUGGCUAGUCGACAUCGCAACAAAUCUAGCCAACAGCUAAGCUAGACGCAAAAACGAUCCCCUUGUAAUUCAAUCGAUCACCUGUUUGUUUCCUUUCAAUUAAAGAACUAUGAAAGAGUGGAUAGAACAGAUCCUACGGCACGCGCUCAAGGACGGCAGAGAGCCCGAGAAGAGAAUGAAAGGGGAAUGAGAGAAUUGCGUGACGAGAUGGAGAGAGAUCGUCGACAGGCGUUGCUUGAUGCGCAAGAAUGCACGAAAAUUGAAGGCGACGCACAGAGAAGACAACUGGCUCACCAAAGACGUGAUGGGGAGGACCAAGAAAGGAAUCAAAAGGAAGAAGAACGAUUUUGUAAGCUUAAAGUCGCGCUGAUGAAUUACGACUUACAGACCAACCCAAGAAUUAAGAAAGAAUCUUUCCGAGAUUUGGUGGUGGACGACAUCGAUGUGCUCAGCGUUGUUUUAAUAGGAAGACCAGGCACGGGGAAAACCAGCUUUAUAGGCACGUUGCAGCGAGCCAUUGGACAGCCUCAGAGUGCUUUUGGUGACGGAAAAGGAAAAGAAGACACCAUCCUUCUCGAACCAUACUACCUGCAGAAAAAUAUUCGGAUGCUGGACACCAGAGCAUUCUUUGAAUGGGACGAGAGAGCGCUGGAAGAGUGCCUGAAACUCAUGUCUGGAAGGUAGCGGGUUGCUUUCGUUCACGUUCAGGUUUACGUUAGCUCAAAAUACGAUAGCGGUACGUCCAACAUCUCGUUAGAGAGAAAGGUCUGACUGAGAUGCGGCCUGAAUAAAACUCCAUUAAUGUAGCGUUCCUCCCUACCCCCAGUUCAGUGUUGUUUUGAUCUUUCAAGAUCGAUUAUUGUGCUACCCAAAAGGGGAGGGGCAAAGGACAGUGUCACGGGUUGCGUAUGUGCAAGAUUGCUUUUCGAUAUUGGCAUAAAAAUGUCUCCUUAGAAGGGAUAUUUAGCCGUUCUGCGUUGUUUUAGAGCUAAUAAUAUACAAACAGCAAUUUCUGCAUUCUGAUUGGCUAAGUGCAUGUCAAUUUAUCCCAAAUCAGUGUAAUUUCACCAAUGCAAAAGGGUGAAAUUGGAAAUGAUUGACAGCUCUUACAAAAUUGAGCUGGGCCAAACAAAAAAUGGCGGACAAAAAUCAAACGAAGAUUGAAACUCUUUACCUACAUUUUAAUACAAAGACUUCAUAACAAAGCAAAGUACAAAGCUCAGCAAAAAAAUACUAAACUAGUUAUCUCGAAGUGUGCAAGAAGAGAAAUAUACUCAAAAGCCAUGAGAACAAAAACAUAUACCGCAGCAGAUCACGACGGCAUUACAAAAUCCCUGCUUAAAAAAAAAAAAUUAAAUUUCCAGUACCACGAAGCAAAGCUCAAAGAAGGACUCAACAACACGUCCUUAGAACCUGCUACAUCUUACUUUUGAAGACGAAAAUAUUCUACUUUUGCGAAAGAACAAAGUUUAAAGAUUAGGGAGGUCGUUCACCAACAAACUUAAGCUUCGCAUCUUGGUAUUUUGGUUAAAGCAACUUGUGAUGGGUUGAAAAGUUUCUUCUCGGCGAACAUUAGCUUAAACACGGCACAGCGUUUUGCAACCACCCGAGAAACAUUUGGCAAAAAAGCUGCAUCAAAACCGCAGGGAGUUUUUCUUUUGCUUCGUGGUCAAGUUCUACUCCAAUCAGUCAAAUUACUAUUACUAAUAGAGGCUGACUUUGUGUUAUUGCCA
Messenger RNA from Orbicella faveolata, 1937 nucleotides. RefSeq lists its product as uncharacterized. NCBI's taxonomy places the organism in Eukaryota, Metazoa, Cnidaria, Anthozoa, Scleractinia, Merulinidae. The record is from RefSeq and is a predicted model, not a curated record.